Messenger RNA from Cryptococcus amylolentus CBS 6039, 1047 nucleotides. RefSeq lists its product as hypothetical. Bases 1 to 1047 code for a protein of 348 amino acids. The transcript has 3 exons. Lineage: Eukaryota; Fungi; Basidiomycota; Tremellomycetes; Tremellales; Cryptococcaceae. The record is from RefSeq and is a predicted model, not a curated record.
AUGUCCCCCGCCAAAACGUCACUCCACUCCAACCAUCUCGCCACUCCUCCUCGUGACAUUUCGCCCACCCCCACUCUCGACUCGGCAAAGAGCGACGACAUUCUCACUCCUGCUCAAAACGCCUCUGGCGCCUCUCCAUUGGUACGAUCGCCCACUGCCGAUACGUUGGUCAGUGGCGACCUGCAUUCCGACUCUCGUCAGAUCGAGGAGCCCGUCAAAGCUCACAAGAGACCCCACUUCUGGCGCUUGACGCCUUCGCCUUCGCCUUCUAGAACACUCGUCAGCCUUGCUGAGAGGCUCGAAGGGCAAGACGUAGAAAUGGAAGAUGCCCAGCCUCCAUCUCCUGAGCAGACUCCUCCGCCUCUUCACAAGCCUGUUGAGCUGGAGGAACUGCCAAAACCUUCUGUCGAAUCUCUACCCAUUGUCGACCCCCGCUUGAGGCUCUAUCCGUUUGUCCUUCCCCCUGGACUCUGGGACGCCAAGCCCCAGCCCGACGCCAACGGCGUUGAGCAUGAGGCGCGUCCUCUGCUCCCUCUCAAGCCAGUCGCCUCUUCCUCCUUUGUCGACCCCUGCACCCCCGCCCCCCCAUCUCCCCGUGUCCUCCAAGACCCCUCCCUGCCGACCGACCACUCCACCUUCCGCAUCCCCUCCCCGCUCCUCAAAAACUCCCCCACUGCCACCUUGCACCUCUCUUCCACGGCACCCUAUCCAGGAGAGCCGGAAAAGCAGGGCCAACUCGUUUGGCUCGAUCUCAAAUUGGCCUACCAUCUUCACCGUGGCGGCUGCGUCACAGUGCGCAAUUUUGAGGGAAGGGCGAGAACCGUUUUCGGGCCGGUCUUGGCGAGGAAGGCGCUGGGGAGAGGAAUGAUUGUGAGGCGAGAGGCCAUGGGAUCGGGACAUACUGGGGCUAUGCAGGCUAGGCGCAGGUGGGCGAGCGCGAGGGAAGCGGCGCAGAGGGAAGCCGUCUUCCGGGCUUUGAUGCCUGCCACUCCAAAAGGGCAACGAGGACCGAGGGGAUCUAGGAGAAGGGCGUCCGUCAAGUUCUGA